This is a messenger RNA of Podospora pseudopauciseta, 798 nucleotides long. RefSeq lists its product as uncharacterized. The coding region runs from base 1 to 798 and encodes 265 amino acids. The transcript has 2 exons. The record is from RefSeq and is a predicted model, not a curated record. Lineage: Eukaryota; Fungi; Ascomycota; Sordariomycetes; Sordariales; Podosporaceae. Gene Ontology annotation, biological process: RNA processing.
AUGGCAAAAGAAAAGAAGUACAACCCAGUACAGGCCCAGCACAAGGCUGACAAGGCCAAGGCUGUCAAGAAAGGCAAAGCAGAGCAGCAAGCAAGAAGAAACGAGAAGCUCGCCCAGAGGAAUCCGGCCAGAAUAGAACAGCAAAUCAACGAUCUUAAGGCUAUAAAAGAAGGCGGAGGGAAGCUUACCGCUCUCGAAGAGCAAUCACUCGAGGCGUUGGAGAAGGACUUGAAGGCAGUCAAGAAAGCUCGUGAAGCUCUCGGAGACCGAGCGCCCCAGUUUGGUCGUGGGGGUCCGUCAAAGCCAGGCCAGAGAAACGACGGAGUACUUGGGAAGCGGAGAAGAGACGAGGACGAGUCGAGUGACGACAGUGAUGUUCCCGAGGACGUGAGAAGGAUACCUAUGCCGCGAGACACACCGCCGCCUAUCCCCAAAGAGAUCAUGGACGAAUGGUACGCCAAGCGUCGGGCCAAAAGAAACGCAAACCAGGAGCCAGUGGCGGAAAGGGCUCAGUCAGAAAAUUCUGCCACGCCAGCACCAGUUGUGGAGUCCAAGACAGUGUACGAGGCCAAGCCGGUGGUGAGAGACUUGCGGAAGGAGGCGGUCAGCGCAUUCGUUCCCACACAUGUGCGUAUGAAGAUUGAAAAGGGCAAGGGACAAGGCGGCCUCCUCGAGCCUGAAGAAGCUGAUCAAUUGGAACGGGAAGGCUACCUUCGGGUACCUGACACCCAGCAAUCUGCCCCAAGCAAGGUUCCUCAUGGGGUGACGCUUGAGGAAGUGGAAGACGAAGACAACUAA